CACAUAAGAGGCGUUUCUUUCUACACAUGACAUUAUGUGACUUUUAAGUGAAAGCAUCUUUUGCAUCGGACACAGUUUAGUUUGAACCCUGAACCGACAAGCUGUCACUGUGUCGUGCAACUCGCUUAUUACGAAUAAUGUCAGACUCAAUCAAAAACGUGGCGAUAUUUGGAUCCACCGGAAUGACCGGGCUGGCGACUCUACCGCUGGCUGUGGCUGCAGGAUACAACGUGACGGUGCUGGUGCGUGACCCUGCCAGGCUGCCUGCCGACCACAAGGCGUCCAGAGUGGUGGUGGGAGACGUGCUUAAUAAAGAGGAUGUGAAGAAGACCAUGGAAGGCCAGGACGCUGUUAUCAUCAUCCUGGGCACCAGGAACGACCUCAGCGCGACCACCAUAAUGUCUGAAGGCACCAAGAACAUUCUUGAAGCCAUGAAGGCUCGUGGAAUCAGCAAAGUGGUCGGCUGCAUGUCAGCCUUUCUGCUGUGGGAUCGCUCCAAAGUGCCGCCCCGUCUGGUUGAAGUGACCGAGGACCAUGAACGGAUGUACGCCGUGCUGAAGUCAUCGGGGCUGGACUACGUGGCCGUCAUGCCUCCUCACAUUGGUGGCGAUCUUCCUCUUACAGAGAGCUACCUGGCGGCGGAGAACAUGCUUAAAGGAAGAGCCAUCUCUAAACACGACCUGGGACACUUCUUCGUCAAGUGUCUUUCCACCUCAGAGUGGGACAGCAAGACUGUCGGAGUGUGGGGAGAGUAUAAAUAAUCACCGCUGAUGCCCUCCGGACAGUGAAGGGGUUUAAAUCUCUUUCUGAUUCUUAAUUUCUACCAAAAAGCACUGAAGAGAAAAUACUUGUUUAUGCUGAGACUUGGAGAUAAAUGAAGAAAUAAUGUCUGUGUGGAUUCAAACUACUAAUGCUUCCCAGCUACUGCUUGUUAUAUUUUUAUAGUAAUUUCUUUUUAGCUGCACAGAGGGUACAUUUUAAAACAAGGGCCAAACCUGUACUGACUCUUUUAGCCGUUUGCAUUUCUGUCUUUUCACAUUAAAAAUCUUGACAUAUUGAAUGUUUAGUUUCCCAGCGUUGAACAUGUCAUCAUGUGAUGCCUUCUGUUGGUGCUCUAAUGUACAGUUGGCCUGUUUUUAUAGCUGUUGGAAAUAAAAGACUUUAUUGUAC
This is a messenger RNA of Sebastes umbrosus (honeycomb rockfish), 1170 nucleotides long. RefSeq names its product biliverdin reductase B (gene blvrb). Lineage: Eukaryota; Metazoa; Chordata; Actinopteri; Perciformes; Sebastidae. The transcript has 5 exons. The record is from RefSeq and is a predicted model, not a curated record. The coding region runs from base 138 to 761 and encodes 207 amino acids.